Molecule: messenger RNA, 6863 nt
Organism: Synchiropus splendidus (mandarinfish)
Lineage: Eukaryota; Metazoa; Chordata; Actinopteri; Syngnathiformes; Callionymidae
Gene: snrnp200
Product: small nuclear ribonucleoprotein 200 (U5)
Exons: 45
Coding region: 147-6557 (2136 amino acids)
Cellular component (GO): nucleus
Molecular function (GO): nucleic acid binding; ATP binding
Source: RefSeq, a predicted model, not a curated record
CCGGAAGCGGAAGACAGUAGAAGCGCCUGCUUGUUGUGCGCUCGUGCUAGCGGCGCUUUCACAACGUUAGAGCCGCCAAGAACCCAACCGAAGGAUCAAAGUUCUUUGUAGCCGAGCCGCCAACGCUGUAACAGUGAAGCGGCACCAUGGCGGACGUUACCGCUCGUAGUCUGCAAUAUGAGUACAAAGCGAACUCGAACUUGGUGUUGCAAGCUGAUCGAUCAUUGAUCGAUCGAACCCGGAGAGAUGAGCCCACUGGAGAGGUGCUGUCCCUGGUGGGGAAGCUGGAGGGCACCAAGAUGGGUGACAAGGCUCAGAGGACCAAACCACAAAAGCUGGAGGAGAGACGAGAAAAGAGGCGAAAGCGAGAUGAGGACAGACAUGACAUCAACAAAAUGAAGGGAUUCACCCUCUUGUCAGAAGGUAUCGAUGAAAUGGUGGGCAUUGUUUACAAGCCUAAAACCAAAGAAACCAGAGAGACAUAUGAAGUGCUGCUCAGCUUCAUCCAUGCUGCGUUGGGAGAUCAGCCACGAGAUAUCCUGUGUGGAGCUGCCGAUGAGGUCCUGGCUGUGCUGAAAAAUGAUAAAAUGAGGGACAAGGAAAGACGACGAGAGGUUGAGCAACUCCUCGGUCCUGCCGAUGAUACAAGGUACCAUGUGCUGGUCAAUCUUGGCAAGAAGAUCACUGACUAUGGAGGGGACAAGGAUUUGCAAAAUAUGGAUGACAACAUAGAUGAAACAUAUGGAGUCAAUGUCCAGUUUGGAGAAGAUGAAGAGGAGGGGGAUGAAGACCAACACGGAGAAGUGCGUGAUGAGCUCUCGGAUGAAGACAAUGAAGGCGAGGAAGCGGAUAUCAGCAGCACUCUGACGGCCAACCUUGGUGUGACAGGGGACGUAAUGACAGUCAAGAAAAAGGAUCUCCAUCCUCGAGACAUUGAUGCCUUCUGGCUUCAGCGUCAACUUAGUCGCUUUUACGAUGAUGCUAUCGUCUCUCAAAAGAAAGCAGAUGAAGUCCUUGAAAUUCUCAAGACUGCCAGUGAUGACAGAGAAUGUGAGAAUCAACUCGUGCUGUUGCUCGGCUUCAACACUUUUGAUUUCAUCAAAGUCCUUCGGCAGCAUCGGCGCAUGAUUCAAUACUGUACUAUGCUGGCCAGUGCUCAGAGUGAGGCUGAGAAAGAACGAAUCAUUGGAAAGAUGGAAUCUGAUCAGGAACUGUCAAAGAUCCUUUACCAAUUGCAGGAGACAGAAAAAGAGGACAUCAUUCGCGAGGAACGAUCUCGCAGGGAAAGAUUAAGAAAGUCCCGCGUCGAUGACUUGGAAGCAAUGGACAUUGAUCAUGGAGAGUCGGUUGGCACAAGACAAUUGCUGGACUUGGAAGACCUGGCCUUCACCCAGGGCAGCCAUUUUAUGGCCAACAAGAGGUGCCAGCUUCCUGAUGGCUCAUUCCGUAAACAGCGCAAGGGUUAUGAAGAAGUCCACGUGCCAGCACUAAAACCCAAACCUUUUUCAGAUGAUGAGGUGCUAGUUGCUAUUGAAAAGAUGCCCAAAUAUGCACAAGCUGGAUUUGAAGGAUUCAAAACCCUGAACCGAAUCCAGAGCAAGCUGUUCAAGACUUCCAUGGAGACGGAUGAGAACUUGCUUGUGUGCGCGCCAACGGGAGCUGGUAAGACCAACGUGGCUCUGAUGGCCAUGCUGAGGGAGAUUGGAAAACACAUCAACAUGGACGGAACUAUCAACGUGGACGAUUUCAAAAUCAUCUACAUCGCACCCAUGCGAUCUCUGGUGCAGGAGAUGGUUGGAAGUUUUAGUAAGCGACUGGCAAGUUACGGCAUCGUAGUGUCCGAGUUGACUGGGGACCACCAGCUGUGCAAAGAGGAAAUCAAUGCCACUCAGAUUAUAGUUUGCACCCCAGAAAAAUGGGACAUUAUCACCCGCAAAGGCGGAGAGCGAACUUACACCCAGCUUGUGCGCCUCAUCAUCAUCGAUGAAAUCCACCUGCUUCACGACGAUCGCGGGCCAGUCCUGGAGUCACUUGUGGCUAGAACUAUCCGCAACGUGGAGCUGACUCAGGAGGACGUCCGUCUGAUUGGACUCAGUGCCACACUCCCGAACUACGAGGAUGUGGCCACCUGCCUGCGCGUUGACCCAGCCAAGGGUCUCUUCUACUUCGACAACAGUUUCCGCCCAGUUCCACUGGAGCAGACCUAUGUGGGAAUAACAGAGAAAAAAGCCAUUAAGCGGUUCCAGAUUAUGAAUGAAAUUGUCUAUGAGAAAAUCAUGGAGCACGCAGGAAAGAAUCAGGUCCUGGUUUUUGUUCACUCCCGAAAAGAGACCGGAAAGACCGCCCGAGCCAUCAGGGACAUGUGUUUGGAGAAAGACACCCUGGGGCUGUUUCUCCGUGAAGGCUCAGCGUCAACUGAAGUUCUGAGGACUGAAGCUGAGCAGUGCAAGAAUCUCGAGCUGAAAGAUUUGCUACCGUACGGCUUUGCCAUUCACCACGCUGGUAUGACCCGAGUGGACCGUACGCUGGUGGAAGAUCUGUUUGGCGACAAACACAUCCAGGUGCUUGUGUCCACUGCCACUCUUGCUUGGGGUGUGAAUCUCCCUGCACACACUGUAAUCAUUAAAGGCACCCAGGUCUACAGCCCAGAGAAAGGCAGGUGGACUGAGCUUGGUGCUCUGGACAUUCUUCAGAUGCUUGGUCGUGCCGGGCGUCCUCAGUACGACACAAAGGGAGAGGGAAUUUUGAUAACGUCUCACGGAGAGCUGCAGUACUACCUGUCUCUUCUCAACCAACAACUGCCCAUCGAGAGUCAGAUGGUGGGCAAACUCCCGGACAUGCUGAAUGCCGAAGUUGUUCUCGGCAACGUGCAGAAUGUGAAGGAUGCUGUCAACUGGCUGGGAUACACUUACCUGUACGUGCGCAUGCUCCGCAACCCCACGCUGUAUGGGGUUUCCCAUGAUGACCGAAGCGCGGAUCCCCUGCUGGAUAGACGCAGGACCGACCUGGUACACACUGCCUCAAGCGUCUUGGAUAAGAACAACCUGAUGAAAUACGACAAGCGCUCAGGGACCUUCCAGGUUACCGAUCUGGGACGCAUAGCCAGUCAUUUCUACAUCACCCACGACUCCAUCCAGACUUACAACCAGCUGCUGAAACCCACGCUCAGUGAGAUCGAACUCUUCCGUGUCUUUUCUCUGUCAUCGGAGUUCAGGAACAUUACAGUGCGAGAGGAAGAGAAGCUUGAGCUCCAGAAGCUGCUGGAGCGAGUUCCUAUUCCUGUGAAGGAGAGCAUUGAGGAGCCCAGUGCUAAGAUAAACGUGUUGCUCCAGGCGUACAUCUCGCAGCUCAAACUGGAAGGGUUUGCUCUCAUGGCCGAUAUGGUCUACGUCACACAGAGUGCUGGCCGAUUGAUGCGAGCCAUUUUCGAGAUUGUCCUGAACAGAGGUUGGGCCCAGCUCACAGACAAGACCAUGAAUCUUUGCAAAAUGAUCGACAAGAGGAUGUGGCAGUCGAUGUCGCCUCUGAGGCAGUUCAAGAAGCUGCCGGAAGAAGUGAUCAAGAAGAUAGAGAAGAAGAACUUUCCAUUUGAGCGACUCUACGACCUGAACCACAAUGAGAUUGGUGAGCUGAUCAGGAUGCCUAAGAUGGGGAAGACUAUUCACAAGUACGUCCACCAGUUUCCCAAGCUGGAUCUGGCCGUCCAUCUGCAGCCCAUCACCCGCUCCACUCUUAAGGUGGAGCUGACCAUCACUCCGGACUUCCAGUGGGACGAGAAGAUUCAUGGCUCGUCAGAGGCGUUCUGGAUCCUGAUCGAGGACGUGGACAGCGAGGUCAUCCUUCACCACGAAUACUUCCUGCUCAAAUCCAAAUACGCCCAGGAUGAACACCUGGUCACCUUCUUCGUCCCGGUGUUUGAACCCCUGCCCCCACAGUAUUUCAUCCGCGUGGUCUCAGACCGCUGGCUCUCCUGCGAGACUCAGCUGCCAGUGUCGUUCCGUCACCUGAUCCUUCCAGAGAAGUACCCACCACCCACCGAGCUGCUGGACCUGCAGCCGCUUCCUGUCACUGCCCUCAGGAACUCCGCCUUCGAGGCUCUCUACCACAACAAGUUCCCCUUCUUCAACCCAAUUCAGACCCAAGUGUUCAACGCAGUGUACAACAGCGAUGACAACGUGUUUGUGGGAGCUCCCACAGGGAGUGGCAAGACCAUCUGUGCUGAGUUUGCGAUCCUGAGGAUGCUGCUGCACAAUGCUGAAGGCCGCUGUGUCUACAUCACCCCCAUGGAAGCGCUGGCAGAGCAGGUGUUCAUGGACUGGCACCAAAAGUUCCAAGAUGUCCUGAACAAGAAGGUGGUGAUGCUGACCGGAGAAACCAGUACUGAUUUGAAGCUCUUGGGGAAGGGAGACAUCAUUGUCAGCACUCCGGACAAAUGGGACAUCCUGUCCCGGCGCUGGAAGCAGAGGAAGAACGUGCAGAACGUCAGUCUCUUCAUCGUGGAUGAGACUCACCUGAUCGGAGGAGAGAACGGGCCGGUGCUGGAGGUCAUCUGCUCCCGAAUGCGCUACAUCUCCUCUCAGAUUGAGCGUCCCAUCCGAAUCGUGGCCCUCAGCUCCUCCCUGUCCAACGCCAAGGAUGUGGCUCACUGGCUGGGCUGCAGCACCACCGCCACCUUCAACUUCCACCCCAACGUCCGGCCCGUUCCUCUGGAGCUGCACAUCCAGGGCUUUAAUGUGAGUCACACUCAGACUCGCCUGCUGUCCAUGGCCAAGCCGGUCUACCACGCCAUCAUGAAGCACUCGCCCUCCAAACCAGCCGUGGUGUUUGUGCCGUCCCGCAGACAGACCCGUCUCACGGCCAUCGACAUCCUGACCUUCUGCGCCGCCGACGUCGUCCCUCAGAGGUUCUUGCACUGCACGGAGAAGGAUCUCGCUCCGUUUCUGGAGAAAAUAACUGAUGCUACAUUGAAAGAGACUCUGGCCAACGGUGUGGGUUACCUGCACGAAGGUCUGUCCGCCACAGAGCGCAGGAUUGUGGAGCAGCUCUUCAACACAGGUGCUGUCCAGGUGGUGGUGUCCUCUCGCUCCCUCUGCUGGGGCAUCAACAUUUCCGCUCACCUUGUCAUCGUCAUGGAUACGCAGUACUACAACGGCAAGAUCCAUGCAUAUGUGGACUAUCCCAUCUACGAUGUUCUGCAGAUGGUGGGGAAAGCCAACCGGCCCAUCCUGGACGACGAGGGACGCUGUGUCAUCAUGUGUCAGGGCUCCAAAAAAGACUUCUUCAAGAAGUUCCUCUACGAGCCUCUGCCUGUGGAGUCUCACUUGGACCACUGUCUCCACGACCACUUCAAUGCUGAGAUCGUCACCAAGACAGUGGAGAACAAGCAAGACGCCGUGGAUUACCUGACGUGGACCUUCCUCUACCGCCGCAUGACCCAGAACCCCAACUACUACAACCUUCAGGGCAUGUCCCACCGUCAUCUGUCGGACCACCUGUCCGAGCUGGUGGAGAACACGCUGCAUGACCUGGAGCAGUCCAAGUGCAUCAGCAUCGAGGAUGAGAUGGAUGUGGCGCCGCUCAAUCUGGGCAUGAUCGCUGCGUACUACUACAUCAACUACACCACCAUCGAGCUGUUCAGCAUGUCUCUCAACGCCAAGACGAAGAUCCGAGGACUGAUCGAGAUCAUUUCCAACGCCGCCGAGUACAAGAACAUUCCCAUCAGGCAUCACGAGGACACGCUGCUCCGACAGCUGGCACAGAAGGUUCCACACAAGCUGAACAACCCCAAGUUCAACGACCCUCACGUGAAGACCAACCUCCUGCUCCAGUCUCACCUCUCCAGGAUGCAGCUGAGUGCUGAGCUGCAGUCAGACACAGAGGAGAUCCUCAGCAAGGCUGUCCGUCUGAUCCAGGCCUGUGUGGAUGUGCUGUCCAGCAACGGCUGGCUCAGUCCUGCGCUGGCCGCCAUGGAGCUGGCUCAGAUGGUCACACAGGCCAUGUGGUCCAAAGACUCCUACCUCAAACAGCUGCCCUUCUUCACCUCUGAGCACAUCAAGCGCUGCACAGACAAGGGUGUGGAGAGCAUCUUCGACAUCAUGGAGAUGGAGGACGAGGACCGAACUGCACUACUGCAGCUCUCGGACGCUCAGAUGGCCGACGUCGCCCGCUUCUGUAACCGCUACCCGAACAUCGAGUUGGCGUACGAGGUGGCCGACCGGGAGAACGUCAAGAGUGGAAGUCCAGUUCUGGUCCAGGUGCAGUUGGAGCGUGAGGAGGAAGUGACUGGUCCUGUCAUCGCGCCCCUCUUCCCACAGAAUCGUGAGGAAGGUUGGUGGGUGGUGAUCGGAGACCCCAAAUCCAACAGUCUCAUCUCCAUCAAGAGACUCACUCUUCAACAGAAGGCUAAGGUGAAGCUGGACUUUGUGGCUCCAGCUAUGGGCGUCCACAACUACACUCUGUACUUCAUGAGCGACGCAUACAUGGGCUGCGACCAGGAGUACAAGUUCAGCGUGGAUGUCAAGGAGGCGGACAGCGAGGGCGACAGCGACUCGGACUAAAAGUUGUCAUUUAAUGGUUGUGGGGCCAUUCCUUCUUAUCUUGGGUCUUCUGUAAUCAUGCCCCAUGACUUUGGUGGAGGAGGUAACACCACUGACCACAGUUGAGCAUCACUCGAUCGGGGCAGGUAGAAUGAGGUCACCCAUCUUUGAUGUUUGUAUACAUUUUACUUUCUGAGUUUGUGAAGUUCUGCUCCAGUUAGUCAACUUGGACUCCACGUGGUUUCGUUUUUACCUUUUAAAACUUGUCCUCCAAACGUUUUAGUACUUGGUCUGCUAUAUUUUUUGCAAUAAAGAGAAUUGACAUUG